Messenger RNA from Terrapene triunguis (Three-toed box turtle), 375 nucleotides. Its product is annotated as apoptosis-associated speck-like protein containing a CARD. Lineage: Eukaryota; Metazoa; Chordata; Testudines; Emydidae. The transcript is spliced from 3 exons. Bases 1 to 375 code for a protein of 124 amino acids. Gene Ontology annotation, biological process: inflammatory response; regulation of apoptotic process; innate immune response. Gene Ontology annotation, cellular component: canonical inflammasome complex. The record is from RefSeq and is a predicted model, not a curated record.
AUGCAGGAGGGGCUGCAGAUCAGCCUGUUGGAAAAGAUAGAAGGGGAACCCAUCUGGAAGGCCUUGGUGAGACCAGAAGACGUGAUGGUCUGUGUUUCAUCUGCCCAAAUGCAGACAGAAGAACAUUUCAUCGACCAGCACCGAGAACAGCUGAUCCAACGGGUGCGCCGGGUGGACGGCUUGCUGGAUAAACUGUACAACACCGUGCUGGACAACGAGCAGUACCAGAGCAUCCGAGCGGAGAGAACGGACCCGGAGAAAAUGCGGAAGCUCUUCGACCUGCUCCCGAGUUGGAACCGGGCCUGCAAGGACCAGCUCUACCAGGUGCUGGAGGCCAAGCAGAAAUUCCUCAUCCAGGAGCUCAAGGGGACAUAA